CUCGGGUAAGAUAUUAUAUGUUAUUCCUGCAAUAGUUGUAUCAUAUCGCGACAUUUAUAGUUCCUCCUUUACGUGAUUCUCUGGACAUUUCCUCCAUUUCAUGUUCCCCCGUGAAGUGAUUCGACAAAACCCCUGCUGAACCCCACUUCUCCCAACCCCUCACUUGGUAACAAAUAACAUCAACAUCUUCACCGCAAGAACACUCCAAACCUGGUCAUCAUGAGGCUGAUGACAACGGCUGCCUCCUGACUGUUGCAGCUCCGUCACCCAUUUGGCGGCUGGGGGGUUGGUGCCGACUCUUGCUCAUGCAAGGCUACCCAAAGCACCCUCGAAAAGCAGCCUGAAGCGGCUAGGGCAGCUGCACUUACAGCGUAUGCCCACUCCUGUCGUAGCCCCAUUGGUCUUGUAUUGCCAGCUCAUCGACGCCUCUUAUGCGGUUCAUGCAUGCAAGCACGCAUUUCAGGCUGCGCAGCUUCUAAUUCCGGUCGCCUGCUCCUUUUCUCCCUGUUACUUUCGUCUAAAGAAAAUUUCGUUGGGUCGCACGGAUGAAUUAUUUUCUUCAUAUAUUUCCUUGCUUGCGGAUUUGUCUUACAUCUCCUUUCCUGCAUUUUGCUGCUUCAAUAUUUGCGUAUUAUGUGUCUCCGAAAUCCUGACGGUGAGUGCCUUGCGGAAAAUAGUGGACAGGAGUGGUGAUGUAACAGUGGACGAGGAUUGUGCUGACAGCUGUGCAGAAUGCGAAUCGAGAUCCCUGGCCGACCGGCGACGAUUCAUUGAUCGAGGAUGGCGAUGGGGCCCGAAAUCAUAACUUUCGUGCCAAAUGGUGAUGUUACUCUGACACUCAUCCGACAUAUAUAUCAAGAAGUUGAGGCACCAGGGGCGGAAAAUAAGGCGGCUGCGGUAGAGGAGCCGGUUCUUGACGAGGACGCGGAAAUUGAGGCAGCGCUGGGUAUCGAGCCGGAAGCACCGGGAGAAGACGAGAAUAUUCUAUACUAUGCACCGGAUGCGCCAGGAGCUGAGGAUGGACCCUUCUAUCCGCCUCCGCCACGAGCGAAGCGCGGAUCCGAUGAGAGGGACAGAUCUGCGAGUCCGCCGGCAUCAUUUUGGGCUGCGUUGAAAAGACAGGCUGCGAAAAUAAACAUCGAUGCAGUGGUGGAUGAAAGUGCACCCAAAGCAGCGGUGAAGACGGAGAAGAUCCUGGUGUCGAGUCACGAAGUGCAGUGUAUCGUUUCUAGUCAUCAUUUGAUGCUAGCCUCGCGAUAUUUCGAGACAAUCCUUGGUGGGGAAUUUGAAGAGGCGAAGAUGUUACGGUCAGCGGGUCAUGUGGAAAUCACGAUGCUAGAUGAGGAUUUGGAUAGCAUGGUAAUUCUGUUGAACAUCAUUCAUGGAGCGAGCCGAAAGGUUCCUAGGAACGUCAGCCUGGAAGUCCUGAGCAAGCUUGCUGUGCUAGUGAGUAAAUAUGGAAUGUUGGAAACGGUAGAAUUUUUCUCGGAUACCUGGAUUGAUCAUUUGCAACGGGAGGGGCUACCAAAAGCAUACACCAAAGAAGUGUUGAGACUGCUGUUUGUUUUCUGGGUAUUUGAUAGAGAAACGGAGUUCAGGGAUAUGACGAGAUUGGCUCAGAGGGAGGCGGAUGAUAAACUCGAGGAGGACGUUGGGAAGCUGGAGGGGGUGAAGAUUCCUGUUGAUAUUAUUGAAGCCAUUAGACAAGCACGGAUCUCUGCAUUGGAGAGUGCAUUAUCCAUCAUCCACACUCUAAUCGCCAAAUACAUGGACGGUGCCGCCCUGUGCGAUGCUGCCCUGGAUGACGAACUUCGCUAUGCAUGCGACGCCAUGGUCCUGGGUUCUCUUCUGAAGAGUUCCCGCAAAAUCGGCAUCUGGCCAAAACCUGAAGCGCCAUUUCCAGGAAGGAAGUACAAAGGCCUGGCGAAGGCGAUCCGAGGAAUCAAAAUUCUGGAUGUGUGUAACAAAACGAGUAGUCGAAGGUGGAACUCGCAUGGCCCAGCAGGCAACUCUCAUGGCCUGGAAGAUGAGAUCGAGGAGAAGUUGAAAGAGGUUGAGAAGGAACUCGAUGGAUUGAGAUUGUUUGACUUCGCGAAGAAGAGCGAGGAAUACAUUCCGGUUUUGCAGUUCGUCGCUCCAGCGCCAGCAGUGCAAAUAUUGAAUGGAGAUCCGAAGAAGGAAAUCAACGGCAUCAAGACGCACUCUCAGGCUUACGGGGAAAGGAUACCAGUCGUGAGACCUGAGCAAAGCCAAGAGUCAAAGCUAGAAGAAACAAGAGCCAAUGUGGUGUCGGUUCAAACGCGACGUCCGCCAGCGACAAACAACUCCAGAGAAGGACGACAGCUUACUCAAGGGCAAACCCAACAAGAAAACUUGCAGUCUUCGAACCCAUAUAAUCAGCAGCGGCAUCAAGAUAUCAGACCUGAGUCCCAAGGACAACAAUCCUCGCACGUGGACCAACCAACAAGAGGCCGGAGUCCAUCAAAAUCAGUGGUGCAGCAGGAAAAAUCACAACCUGAUGGUCGGGCACCAGAAAGGCAAACCUCACCAUCUCUUUUCUCAUGGCCGAGCGAGACAUCUCUCAAACAACAAGAGAACGAGGUAAAGGCGAUCCCCAAGUCACAUCAAUCGAGCGGAUUUGUUCAGCAAGAGAGCCAGGCUCAAUAUUCGCCACGUAACAGUGUACAGGAGAUCUCUACAGCGAAACCAGUAUCGAUUGCACCUGUUCAGGAAAGACAAGGCUCAGGUGCAUUUCCCAUGCAGGAAAGACAGGUGCAACCGUCACAGCGAAAUGGGGUCCAUGAAACCACAACUACCAAAUCAGUACCCGUCGCCACUACUCAACAAAGACCAAAUUCAACCGACUUUUCGCGGAGGGAAGUGCAGACACAGCCGUCACCUAGAAAUAGCAUUCAUGAAGUAACCAUAGCCAAACCUGCAGGGAUGUUAACAUCUCAGCCAAGGAGUAACGUGCAGAAUGACCAAAAUGGACAGCAUGCGUACAACGGGCAGAACGGGCAAAAUAGACAGCAUGGGCCAAAUGGACAAGUUGCAAACGCUUCAGCAACAGUUGGUACAACGAACAGGAAGCCGAUCUCGACUCCUCCAACACCGACAAGUCCAACAUCUAGAGAACACGGCCAGGUACUCGCUUUGAGAGAUGUAUCGAAAAUUACGGAUGCUGACAAGAAAUUGUCACGAACACCUUCGUUUCCACAAAUGCCUAUGGGCCGAGAAGACGUCAAAUCACCUGCUCCUGAAGAACCAAGAGUUGCAUCCAUGGAUCAGAAUGCAUUAAUGGAAGGUGUACCCCUCUCAUCCAGGAACGGCAACUCUUUAGCAGUGGGCAACCGUGAUGAGCGCAAGUCGAACGCCGUCCCAGCACCAGCCACAACCGUAGAGCGGAAAUCCCCAUCACCACCUGCUCCAGCGCCAGUUUCGCCUAUCAUCCGUCGGGGACGGGAUGGUAGAGAUGGCAGAGAGAAGAGUCCUCCUACCGCGGGGAUCAUCAAGGGGAGGGAAAGCCCGUUGAAACAAGUUCAGCUUGUCGAAGACGUCGAGGAGAAAGACAAAGACACGGAUCAGGCUCUAGUUGACGAGGAGGUUUGGAUCCCGCCUGUGCAGAACUUCAGAACAAGAAAGGGGAAGAAGACGUUCUCGACGAGGUUUUCAUGAGGUUGACCAGACAGGAAAAGUGGAAGGCAUGGAAGCAAAGGGAGGGGAAGCAAGAAUGAUGGAGGGAAAAGCUAUGUCAGAUGGAGAUAUUGCAACGAAUUUCCUUGUUUGUAAAGGGUGGGCUUCUUACGUUGCUACGUUCAUGAAAUUAUGAGGAAUGAUCUGAUGGGAAUGAUGAAAAGGCUGCCUAGAUGUACACAUAGGAGCGAUUGGCGUACUGAGCGAUUGAGUAUUCCGUUCUUAGCAAGCGAGCAUGGAAUUGAUUGUAGCCUUGUCUUGUCAAUGUCUGGGCAUCUAUUAAUGUACUUGGCGUAGACCGUCCAAAACGUGGAUGUCAAUGGUCAUUGGUGUUGACCUCAUGAUGCCUGGGCGAAUCACAGGUGCUCGGUUGUUCGCCGUACAUGACACGAUUGUCCUCGGGGAAAGGAAUCUCAUCCAUACAAAGCAUAUUGAUUUUUUCUACUUGAACGUCCCAGGUGCCUCGAGAAAUAUGGUAAGGUACCGCUUACCUUACCUAGGUAUGGA
Molecule: messenger RNA, 4200 nt
Organism: Cadophora gregata
Lineage: Eukaryota; Fungi; Ascomycota; Leotiomycetes; Helotiales; Ploettnerulaceae
Exons: 3
Coding region: 781-3675 (964 amino acids)
Source: RefSeq, a predicted model, not a curated record